GGCUGAGAUAGCAACACUAUCUUUAAACACACAGUGUGCCUCGGCAGAACACAUAGGAGUGUGUUUUCCUAUCGGACACCCUGACCUGCUGCUGUAAGUGACAUACAAGAAAACGUGUACACUUAUCUAUCAUAACCAUGGCUGUUAAGAUAUUCUUUCCCACCUGCUGUUCGUCAGCAGAAAAUGGGCUUCUUAUUGGACGCUGGAUGGAAGAACAUCAGUCUGCAGUUGUCCUGGCGAUCCUUCACUUUCCAUUCAUCCCUGGCAAUGUGAAAAGGUAUCUCGGUCAUCUGGAGCAAGUGACAGGCCAGAGUCUUUCAGUUCUGGGAACGUGGAGCAACAGCAAAGCAGAGAAGAAUGAGCAGAUGGAGAACUUUCUUGGAGACCUUAGCAGCAUAUUCACACAUCGGCCCUGGUUAAGGAUGGCCAGAGAGGCAUCAAGCAAAUUCUGGGACUGCAGGAUUGAGGGACAGGGUGAUGGGGCAGACGUAGAGAUGGUUCUUGUGUACUACGAUCAGCGUAAACUAAUGCUGUCCGAGCUGCACAAUGUAGCUGAGCAUUCUGAGAUUGCCACUGUGUUUGACACCGUUGCACGAAAUCGGACGCUGUUUGCCCGGGACAAGUAUGACGAAGGGCCAGUAAAGUUAACACACUGGCAGUCCGAGGGGGUGGAAGCCAGUAUUAUUGUGGAGCUGUGCAAGCAAGCAUCCGUGCCUGUGUGUGUUUUCUUAUCCUUUCUCCUUUCAUUGAUUACCUACGUCACCCGGAUUUUAGGGGGGAAGCCUCUCUCCUUCUUGUGGAAUAAACUGUCAGUUUGUGAGCAGUUGGGGAAACGACUAGACAGCCUUCGACUGAUCAGCAGCUCUAAGAGGGCACAGGACCACAACCUUUUCAUGAGGAAAGCCAACACCUUUGUAUCACUACUGCUCGAUGUUGUCCUAGGGGUCGUGCUGAUGUCCUGGCUGUACAGGGGGAACCACAUUGGUCAGCUGGCCGAUGCACUUAUACCUGUUGCAGAUCAUGUAGCACUGGAACUACAGGGACUGCUGCAAUGGCUAAUGGGAGCCCCGGCUGGUUUGAAGAUGAACCGAGCUCUGGAUGAAGUAUUGGGUCGCUUUUUUAUGUACCACAUCCAUCUUUGGAUCAGUUACAUUCGCCUCAUGUCUCCUUUCAUUGAAGUCAUCCUGUGGUACAUUGGACUUUCUGCUUGUCUUGGGCUGUCCGUGGCUCUGUCAAUCCUGUCUGACAUUAUAGCCCUUCUCACAUUUCAUAUAUACUGCUUCUAUGUAUAUGGAGCACGUCUGUAUUGCCUAAAGGUUCACGGACUUGCCUCACUUUGGCGUCUCUUCCGAGGCAAGAAGUGGAAUGUCCUGCGUCAAAGGGUGGACUCCUGUUCUUACGAUCUGGAUCAGCUGUUUCUUGGGACAUUGCUGUUCACAAUCCUUCUCUUUCUGCUUCCAACUACUGCCCUGUAUUACCUGGUAUUCACCCUGUUACGGCUACUUGUGGUCCUAGUUCAAGGUGUUAUCCAGAUGAUCAUUAAUCUGCUGAACUCGCUCCCUCUCUAUGCCCUUGUAUUGCGACUCUGCAGAUCCUACAGAUUGGCAGCUGGGGUUAAAUUCCGAAUGCUGCUACAAGAAGAAGGAAAAUGUCUAAGACUCUUGAUGCAGAUAAACCCUUUGCCAUAUGGAAAAGUACUGCAGCAAUACAAGAUUCCAUCCGGUAAAUUCGACCCCAAAGAUUCCUGGGGUUCAUUGUGCAAGAAGCUGUUCAUCGGGGAACUUAUUUACCCCUGGAGGCAGGAAAGAGACAAGCAGGACUGACCACAAUCGAGACCAUGUCUGACAGCCAUGUCUGGGGAGUGAAGGGGGCAGCCCUAGAGGAAAGCAAUUGUCUAGGAA
This is a messenger RNA of Pelobates fuscus (common spadefoot toad), 1901 nucleotides long. It is a transcript of the gene PIGQ, whose product is annotated as phosphatidylinositol glycan anchor biosynthesis class Q. The transcript has 11 exons. Gene Ontology annotation, biological process: GPI anchor biosynthetic process. Gene Ontology annotation, cellular component: membrane; endoplasmic reticulum. Lineage: Eukaryota; Metazoa; Chordata; Amphibia; Anura; Pelobatidae. The coding region runs from base 138 to 1823 and encodes 561 amino acids. The record is from RefSeq and is a predicted model, not a curated record.